This is a messenger RNA of Verruconis gallopava, 4872 nucleotides long. RefSeq lists its product as hypothetical. Gene Ontology annotation, biological process: glycerophospholipid catabolic process. Gene Ontology annotation, molecular function: glycerophosphocholine phosphodiesterase activity; protein binding. The coding region runs from base 1367 to 4687 and encodes 1106 amino acids. The transcript has 2 exons. NCBI's taxonomy places the organism in Eukaryota, Fungi, Ascomycota, Dothideomycetes, Venturiales, Sympoventuriaceae. The record is from RefSeq and is a predicted model, not a curated record.
CUGGCUUCCUAUCAGUCCUUCUUAUCAGUCAGCAGUCUACUAGGCCUGUCAAGGCGGUUGCUCUGGACUUGGUGCAUGCCCACACGCGCGAAACGACACAGGCGGCCAGGACCGUGUAGCUGAUCACCACGUCAAUCAUCCUCCACGAUUGGCAGCCCGUAGGAAUCGUGGAGGACAAGGCCAGCGCUGCAGCACAUGUCAGCGACGUCUGGGCGCACACAGCAGUGAACGCGAGCGAUAAUCUUUGCAGCACCAUCCAGCCCAACGAGCAGGCUCUGAUCCACGGCCGCUUCCAGGGUGACGAAGCCAAACCCCACAAACCCCCUUCUGAUGGCGCCCUCACAUGCCACCUGCGUCGCGAGGCUAGCUGAGAGAAUUCUGCUUGAUCACGGCCUCUGGAGAAAUGCUCACCAGGCAACGCUACAUUCGCCGUGUUGGCUGAGCGUCCGGCCGGGGCGGCGUCACGAGCUCGUUGGCGAGUAGGUUCCGCCGCAGUGCCUGGCAUUUUCAUUUGAUCGCUGUCGUCGUGGCAAGUACCACACUGCGCCGCAUGUCUGAGCUUCCGAAACUCCUGCCAGUCCACGACACCGACAUUCUCCCAACCAUCAAUGCAACGCAACUAACACGGUGUCGAAAAUGCAGGAGACGCAAUCGAUGGCUGCUUGCACGCUACUUUAUUCCUUCCUCAUGUCAACCCUUCUUUUGACCCUGCCACUUCCGUAGAAUCUGACGGGCCAACGAGAUUUUAGCAUCUUUGCACGUUCAGCAUCCUCCAGACGACGAAGACCACCCUUGAAGCCGCACCUGGGCUCUUUGCUCGGCAAGCUACCCGAUCACUCAUCUCCGUUGGACUCAUGGCGAUUAGUUCUGCUGUCGCAGUCACUCACAAGUGCUGCCCCUUCUGGCUGCGGGCGCACCGAGCGUGCAACUGACUUCGCAUCUAGCCACUGAUCGUUCCCUCCGACUUUUGCGCUGUUUGGUUGCGAGCCUCCGCAUAUUGCCAUCAUGAAAUUUGGUCACAAUCUACCACGAAAUCAGGUGCCGGAAUGGGCAUCUGCCUACAUCGACUACAAAGGCUUGAAAAAGCUUAUCAAAGCCGCUUCCAUCACAGUCAAAGAGGGCAAAGAUGCCGACCUUGCAGGUGGGCGGCGCACCUAGUUUCCCCCCGUAAUUGAUCAAAGUUUGCAGGGCUCUGACUGGCACAAAAGAAUUCUUUUAUUAUCUAGACCGCAACCUCGAAGACGUCGACGCAUUCUACGGCAAGAAAUACGCAGAGUCCGCGCGACGGAUACGUUUGCUUCAAGACCGCUAUGGCAGAAAUGCUAGCAGCCUUGAAGGCAUCGAUCGGGAUGAGAGAGAUGAUCUCAUGGGAGCUCUGCUGGAGCUUCGCGGGCAACUAAGAAAUCUACAAUGGUAUGGUGAAGUCAACAGACGAGGUUUUAUCAAGAUCCUCAAGAAAUUGGAUAAAAAAGUCCCACAUACGUCCACACAGCAAAGGUACCUUGCAAACAAGGUUGAUCCGAAGCAGUUCGCUACAAAUUUCCGUCUGUCACAGGAUCUACGUGCUAUAAACGACUGGCUCUCGACUCUGGGUGACGCUAGAAUUGUGGAUGAUGCAAGUUCUGUACACUCGGCCACGUCUUUUCGCACUGUGUCAUCACGCGCAAUGCUCAGUUUGCCAUCUGGACUACUCGAUACAGUUGAGCAAGUCAUUCGAAACGACGAUGCUUCCGUCCUUUCCGAAGUCUUAUUAGAAGCAAACGUGUCAGACGAUCCGAAAGGCGCAGCUUAUCAGAAGCUACUCUUAAAUUUCCUUCAACGCUCGAUAACCUGCAGAGCAAAGCAUUGUAUUGAGGCGCUUCUUCCACAGAUCUCAAGCCUCGACGAAGAAGACGAUCUCCAUCGGCGCAACGUCCUUCAUCGCUUGGUCAUACACAUCAGCCGUGCGAAGAGAAAUGAGAUCAAAGGUUCCAAUCAGAAUUCCGACAUCUCUUCUAGCAAUGCACAGUUCAUCGUGCCAGCGGAGAUGCCAAUCAACGCGCCACCCCCAUGUGAGACCACAGAGAACGAGCACAGUAACCUUUUGAGUGAAACGGAUGAGGCUGUGCAAUUUUUGAAAUACCUGUUGGACACAUUGGAACCGUGUCAACGAUCAGCACUUCAAGCAAGAGAUAGCUAUGACCGUCUACCCUUGCAUUAUGCAGCACAAUAUGGCUUCGUCGUCAUAUGUCAAAUCAUAAUCAAGUAUAUGCAAGACUGGAAUAUGUUCGAUGUUAGCAAAGGCAUCGAUUCUCCGGAGUGGCAAGACAGCGAGGGUCUUGCGCCAUUGCAUCUAAGCGUAAUUAACCAACACCCUCUAACUACCAAGGCACUUCUCGAUGCCGAGAAGUGGCGUGGAGCGACUGACGCCCAGCUCGAGUCAAGGAAGGAGAUCACCAAGUCUGGUGCUGUUUUGGCACUGGCAACCAAGGCAAACAAUGUCGCAAUUGUGCAGCUCCUCGUGGAAGCUGGAGUAGACGUCAACUACCAAGACGAGCAAGGAGAAUGUGCAUUACAUGUGGCGGCUCGAUUCGGUCACACGGAAUGUGCGAAAGUUCUCAUACAAGGCUCGUCAACAGAAAAAGCUGACCUGAAUUUACCGGAGAAGAUAUUCGCAUGGACGCCGCUGUUCAUAGCAUGUGUCGACGGGCAUUUACCAAUCGUCGAGCUGUUGAUUGCCAGUGGCGCCGAUCUGGAACGUGUGGACUCCUCAGGGUGGACCGCUAAAGAACAUGCUGCACUGCGUGGGCACAUGGAUAUCGCUGAGAAACUUGCUCCUCUGACGAAGGGUCGAGUUACGCAGACUGAAUCCUUGUCAACUCCGGCUUUUUCCAGCUCUCCACCAAACGCUCUUUCGUUAGAGGACCGCAGGUCAAACACAGUAUCCAAAGAGAACCAGUUACGUGCACCCGAACCUGUGAAAACAUUCGGCCACCGUUAUUUGCAAGGGGAGUCUUUGGUGCUUGUCAGCUUGGGGAGCAUGGAUACCAGGAAGGUUGUGGAUGCAGUCAAACUAGAUGCUAUUCCUUUAGCUGAUGCGCACGCAACGCAGCUUGACACAGCACUAUCCAUAGUGGUUUCCGCGUCUGGUGCGACGGGUGAACCUACAGUCAUCGAUUUACCCAUCCAAGAGAAUAUCAGCACAGACCCAAUCAGUUUUCGCACUUCAGAUGCAUCUAAAGUGAAACUCCUGUUUGACAUUGUGCCUACGUAUGCAGGUUCGAAUGAUAGAAUCGUCGGAAGAGCUGUAGCAUUGCUUUCCAGCAUAAAACCGGCUAUAGGCUCAAAACGCAUGUCAUUGCAAGGCGACGUUAGCGUACCGAUCAUGUCUGCGAGUACUCUCGAGGUUAUUGGCGUAGUCAACUUCAACUUCUUGGUCAUCCACCCAUUUUCGCACCCGAAUAUGGAAAUCUCAGAGCAACGUACAUACUGGAAGAAAAUGGCUGGGGUUCCACAAAUUAUUGGUCACCGUGGCUUAGGAAAGAACAUGGCUGGUCGGCGGUCAUUGCAGCUCGGUGAAAACACAAUCCAAUCUUUUAUCGCCGCUGCGAACUUGGGCGCAACCUAUGUUGAGUUUGACGUACAACUUACCAAGGAUCACGUACCAGUCAUUUACCACGAUUUCCUCGUCAGCGAGACUGGAAUUGAUGCACCAGUGCACACCCUUACACUCGAGCAAUUUCUUCAUGUUAGCCAAGCACAGACACCGAAGCCGUCACGGGCAUCAUCUCCAAAGCCAAGCGAGCCCGCUGUUGCAGGGAAGUCGGCUCCCAGACGGCCACGAGCGCAAUCUGUCAGCAGCUUCGACGAUAAAGAUCGCGUAAAUAUAGAUAUGAACGAUCGUAUGAAGCAUACGCGAGAUUUUAAGAAGAAAGGUUUCAAGGGCAAUCUUCGCAAUCACUCCAUCCAAGAAUCUUUUACAACUUUGGAAGAGAUGUUCAAGAAAAUUCCUGAGUCGACAGGAUUCAAUAUUGAGAUGAAGUACCCGAUGCUAUUCGAGUCAGAGGAACAAGAAAUGGACACGUAUGCGGUGGAGCUCAACUCGUUUGUUGACACAGUCCUCAAGAUGGUUUACGAUUAUGGAAAGAAGCGAAACAUCAUAUUUUCGUCGUUCAACCCAGACAUAUGCUUACUACUCUCGUUCAAACAGCCGUCAAUACCGAUCUUGUUUCUGACUGACGCGGGCACUUCUUUUGCCGGCGAUAUCAGAGCUACAAGCUUGCAAGAGGCAAUUCGCUUCGCUUCAAGAUGGAAUCUGCUAGGAGUUGUGACAGCAGCAGAACCGCUAGUGCUCUGUCCUCGCCUUGUGCGCGUGGUCAAAGAGAGCGGUCUAGUAUGCGUGAGCUACGGUGUGCUCAAUAAUGAACCAGAUAACGUUCAGUUGCAAUUCAAUGAAGGCAUCGAUGCAGUUAUCGUCGACAAUGUCCUUGCUGUCAGAAAGGGUCUCACAAGCAAAGCAAAACCAUCUUCAGCUGCCUCCCCAAGUUCGGAGCCUGCCAAUCCCGUCAUUGGAAAAGGCAAUGAUACCGUUGAAUCGCAAAAUGAUGGGACUCUCAAGAAUACUGUAGCAGCGACCAUGAAUGAGUCACCAGUUUGCUCCAAUGAGACGGCGGAGGCUAUUCGGUCAGCCAUUCGCUCCCAACAGUAGGCAAUUUGAAGCAGGUGGUCAGUACAAGCCGUAUAUAGAACAAUAGACUGUGAGAUCUCGCUUCAACAUGCGAAUCAUCUGUGGGAAUAAAAUUCAUGUACAUAAUGGUACCGUGUCCAAUGGAAAGAAAUUCAAAAAGUGGCCGAUGUCAUUUGUGACUUUGGCUUUGGGUGCCCCCACAUACA